AUGGACACAACAAAGCCCGAGUUCUAUUCUCAGAACCACUCCUUCCAGCAUGACCUUGGAGUUGAGGUUCUCCAGCAGUACAUGAGGUGGGAGGAAGGCGACACAGUUCUGGACGCUGGGUGUGGCACGGGAGAAAUCUGCAAAUACAUCUCUCAACAGCCAGGGGUCGCUUCUGUGGUGGGCUUUGAUGUGUCUCCUGAAUUCGUCUGCCAUGCCAGACAGCACAACUCCUCCCCAAACGUGUCCUACCACGUGUCUGAUAUCUCGGACACUUCAACAAUUAAGCCGGAGUUGCGAGGUGCCUUCAGUAAAGUAGUUUCUCUCCAAGUACUACACUGGGUCCAAGACAAGGUCGCUGCGCUAAAAGUGCUGCAUUCUUGCCUAAAGCCUGGAGGAGAAAUUCUACUGUGGUUCACUACUAAUUUGACCAAGAUUUCCCACAUCAUCCUGGGAAUGGCUUCCCAUCCCAAAUGGAAAACCUACUUGAAAGAUUUUGAGCCGAAUUAUUUUCCCUGGCCUUCUAGUGAUAUCUUAAGAGAACGCAGCCGCCUUCUGGAAGAGUGUGGAUUUGACAUCAUCUCCUGUCAUUUCAAAGAACAUCAGCACUCUUACAGCUCUAAGGAACACCGGAGGAAAGCUAUGAGUGCAGUUUUACGCCACCUUUGCUACAUACCACAAGACAAACACGAGGAAUUCUUGGACGACGUCGAAACGAUGGCAAGAGAUGUCAAAUUUGUGUCAGGCGGUUACAAUGUAAACGAUAAAUGUCAGAUUAUCUAUGCUCGAAAGCUGUAA
Branchiostoma belcheri (Belcher's lancelet) is the source of this 795-nucleotide messenger RNA. RefSeq names its product juvenile hormone acid O-methyltransferase-like. The record is from RefSeq and is a predicted model, not a curated record. Bases 1 to 795 code for a protein of 264 amino acids. NCBI's taxonomy places the organism in Eukaryota, Metazoa, Chordata, Leptocardii, Amphioxiformes, Branchiostomatidae. The transcript is spliced from 2 exons.